UAGAUUUUGAAUAUUUCGUGUAUUGAACGUUCCUAACAAAAUUAAUUAAUUUUAAGUGAUAUUAACAUUAUUAAAAGCGUGAAUUGCCUGAAAAUUAUUCUUUAAACCACAAACUAUUGAUUGAGAUUAAAAUAUUUAUAAAAAGACUAAAGAUAAGAUGUCUGAAAACUCGAUGGCUCAAAGUCGUAUGGCUGCAUACAAGAAUAAUGCCAAAAACUCUCAAGAAAUGAGACAACGUCGUCAAGAGGUUUCGAUCGAGUUACGGAAGAAACAGAAAGAAGAUCAAUUACUGAAACGCCGCAACAUUGAAAUCAAUGAACCACCAUCGCCAUUACAGGAAUCAAAUGCUCAGUCACCGGAAGCAAUUCCGAUGACUAUGGAUGACAUUAUUACUCAUAUUCAAAGUAAUAUUCCAACAAAUCAAUUUAGAGCUGUUCAGACUGUCCGUAAGAUGCUCAGUCGUGAGAAAAACCCACCAAUUGACGUUGUCAUAAACACUGGAUUAGUUCCAGUUCUGAUCAAGUUUUUGGAUGAUUUUGAAAACUAUCAGAUCCAAUUUGAAGCUGCAUGGGCAUUAACAAAUAUCGCCUCUGGUACAUCAGAACAAACUAAUAUGGUCGUCAAUCAAGGCGCAGUUCCAAAAUUUGUUGCUUUAUUGACAUCAAAAUAUGCUAAUGUAGCUGAACAAGCAGUUUGGGCACUGGGAAAUAUCGCAGGUGAUGGAGCUGCUGCACGUGAUAUCGUCCUUAAACAUGGAGUUGUUGAUCAUUUACUGGUACUAGUACAUCAUCCAAAAAUAGAAAUAUCAUUCCUUCGUAAUGUCGUUUGGCUAAUGUCGAAUUUGUGUCGCAACAAAAAUCCAGCACCAGCUUUUGAUAAAAUACAGCAAUUACUUCCAGCACUAUCGAAUCUAUUGAUGCAUGAGGAUCAAGCAAUACUUUCAGAUGUUUGCUGGGCAUUAUCAUAUGUAACUGACGAUACACCUGAUAAAGUACAAGCUGUUGUAAAUGCUGGAUGUGUUCCUCGUUUAGUAUUCUUGCUUCGCGUCGAUGAACCAAGCAUUGUUACGCCAGCACUUCGAUCAAUUGGAAAUAUUGUAACAGGCGAUGAUUCACAAACUGAUGCGGUAUUGGAAGCUAAAGUAUUGCCAGCGAUUGCUAAUUUAUUGACAAAUAAGAAGCAAAAUAUUGUAAAGGAAGCAGCAUGGACGCUCAGUAACAUCACAGCUGGCAAUCAUCGACAAAUUCAAAUGACAUUAGAAAGUGAUGUUUUUGUUCCUUUAAUGAAUGUUCUAGAGUAUGGAGAUUUUAGAGCACAACGUGAAGCUGCUUGGGCCAUAACAAAUUUAACAAGUGGCGGUACAAAUGAUCAAAUUAUACAAUUGGUCAAUAAAUAUCAGUGUGUGAAGCCCUACACUGAAUUAUUGACAUCAAAAGACGCUCGAAUCAUUCAAGUCAUAUUGACUGGAUUAACUGCUCUGUUUCGUGUUGCCGAUCAAAUGGGUGGACUCGAUAGCUUCUGUACAUUGUUGGAGGAAAUUGGAGCUGUUGAUAAGUUGGAAGGAUUACAGCAACAUGAAAAUCAAGAUAUUUAUGAGAAGGCGUACUCGAUUAUUGAUACAUACUUUAGUGACGAUAAUCAAGAGGAAGCUGGUUUAGCUCCAAGAACUGUUGGUAAUGAAUUAGAAUUUAAUACUGAUAAUGGAAGUGACAGAAGUCAAUUUAAAUUCUAAUUCAUUAUCAUUUUUUGAUUCUGAUUUAAUUCUUUGUAUGAGAUUAAAACUUUCUUUGUUUUCAAUAAAAUGUUUCAAAUAAUUCCCAUUUCUAUCAAGAAAUUACUAUGCUUUGAAUAAAGUGCUUUUAAGGAUAA
Messenger RNA from Chironomus riparius, 1869 nucleotides. The record is from the annotation of a GenBank genome assembly. Lineage: Eukaryota; Metazoa; Arthropoda; Insecta; Diptera; Chironomidae.